Molecule: messenger RNA, 1644 nt
Organism: Hyaena hyaena (striped hyena)
Lineage: Eukaryota; Metazoa; Chordata; Mammalia; Carnivora; Hyaenidae
Gene: MYBPH
Product: myosin binding protein H
Exons: 11
Coding region: 1-1644 (547 amino acids)
Molecular function (GO): protein binding
Source: RefSeq, a predicted model, not a curated record
AUGACCGACAAAGCCACCUCGGAGGUCCCCACCUGUGGUCCGGAGGAGAUCGCCUCUGAGUCCUCCAAGGCACCCAGCACAGAACCCUCUGGAGAAGUGGCAGCAGUGGAGAGUCCUGGGGAAGCGCAGGCUCCCACACCACAGGAGCCUGCCCCUCAGGCACCUGUCCCCGCAGCCCCUGCAGCCUCUAAACCUGCACCUCCAAGUGAAGAUGUCCCCAGUGCCCCGCUGCUGCUGACCGUGGAGGAUGUGAGUGACAGCUCGGUGACCGUGAGCUGGGAGCCCCCAGAGAGGCUAGGGCGGCUGGGGCUCCAGGGCUAUGUGCUGGAGCUCUGCCGCGAGGGAGCCUCAGAGUGGGUACCCGUGAAUGCCCGGCCCAUGAUGGUGACGCAGCAGACUGUGCGGAACCUGGCUCUGGGAGACAAAUUCUUCCUGCGUGUGGCUGCGGUGAGCUCUGCGGGGGCCGGCCCGCCAGCUGUGCUAGAGCAGCCCAUCCACAUCCAGGAGGUCAUCGAGGCCCCCAAGAUCCGUGUCCCCCGCCAUCUUCGUCAGACCUACAUCCGCCAGGUGGGAGAGACAGUCAAUCUGCAAAUCCCCUUCCAGGGGAGUCCCAAGCCUCAGGCCUCUUGGACCCACAACGGCCACGCCCUGGACAGCCAGCGAGUGAACGUGCGCACUGGGGACCAGGACUCCAUCCUCUUCAUCCGCUCGGCCCAGCGCUCCGACUCGGGCUGCUAUGAGCUCACUGUGCGUCUGGAAGGCUUGGAGGCCAAGGCAGCCAUCGACAUCCUGGUGAUUGAGAAACCUGGGCCCCCCAGCAGCAUCCGGCUACUGGACGUCUGGGGCUGUAAUGCUGCCCUUGAGUGGACGCCACCCCAGGACACAGGCAACACAGAGCUCCUGGGCUACACAGUGCAGAAGGCAGACAAAAAGACAGGGCAAUGGUUCACGGUGCUGGAGCGCUACCACCCGACCACCUGCACCAUCUCUGACCUCAUCGUGGGAAACGCCUACUCCUUUCGCGUCUUCUCCGAGAACCUGUGCGGACUUAGCACCUCCGCCGCUGUCACCAAGGAACUAGCCCGCAUCCAGAAAGCAGGUAUCGUUGCCAAACCCAAAGGGUUUGUCGAGCGAGACUUCUCAGAAGCCCCCUCGUUUACUCAGCCCCUGGCUGACCACACCUCCACCCCGGGCUACAGCACUCAGCUCUUCUGCAGUGUCCGUGCAUCGCCCAAGCCCAAGAUAAUCUGGAUGAAAAACAAGAUGGACAUCCAGGGUGACCCCAAAUACCGCGCCCUCUCUGAGCAAGGCGUCUGCACCCUGGAGAUCCGGAAGCCCAGCCCCUUCGAUUCUGGGGUCUACACCUGCAAGGCCAUCAAUGUGCUAGGAGAGGCAUCUGUGGACUGCCGGCUGGAGGUCAAAGGUGGUUCUGAGGCUCUGGACAAGCAGGGAAGUAUCCCCGAGCCGCAGCGGCCGAGCCCAGAGCUGGACAUGGGGCCCCUGGACCAGGAGGCCUGGGAAGGAAAGAGGCGGCUGUGUCCCUCUGUCCUGUGUCGCCUCCUCAGCAGGACUCCUGAUGGCUUUGCUCCCUGGUACCUGCCUGGCCUCCUCCCCCAGAGGCUGGAGCCCAGUAGCCAGGAGUAG